AUGUCCUUUAGGUUGCUCGAGCCAGGAAACCUGGUUCCUGAGAAUGGAGCAGCUGCAGUAGAUCCAUCAAAUAAGCCCGGCGCGGCUCGAGCCAGGUGCAGCUCUCUGUUUUCACGGAGUCGGUAUGCGUCCGGUGAGUUGCUUAUUCAUUCAAGUGCAAUUAAGUUGCUUGUGCGAGAGUGUGUCGAGCCCGGAUUUAUCCAUUUCUUUUCUGACAUGCUGGGCACGGUACAACCAACUCCCAGCUUGAAAAUCUGA
This is a messenger RNA of Chondrus crispus (carragheen), 258 nucleotides long. RefSeq lists its product as hypothetical. Lineage: Eukaryota; Rhodophyta; Florideophyceae; Gigartinales; Gigartinaceae. The record is from RefSeq and is a predicted model, not a curated record. The transcript has a single exon. Bases 1 to 258 code for a protein of 85 amino acids.